Messenger RNA from Planococcus citri (citrus mealybug), 1833 nucleotides. Its product is annotated as neuronal synaptobrevin-like. Gene Ontology annotation, biological process: vesicle fusion; vesicle-mediated transport. The record is from RefSeq and is a predicted model, not a curated record. Lineage: Eukaryota; Metazoa; Arthropoda; Insecta; Hemiptera; Pseudococcidae. Gene Ontology annotation, molecular function: SNAP receptor activity; syntaxin binding. The transcript has 6 exons. Gene Ontology annotation, cellular component: plasma membrane; SNARE complex. The coding region runs from base 157 to 519 and encodes 120 amino acids.
AAUCGAUUAAAAGCUCCCUCGACUUAUAUCCAAGUUUGUUCUAAAAUGCUAGGUCUAGUAUUACCGCAGUAAUUGUGCAGUGUAAACUGAAUAACGUUUUCUUUCCCCUUCAAAAUAUCAAUCACAAAGGACGUAGGGGAUAAAUAGAAAACCGAAAUGUCAGAUUUAGGACCCGGCAGUAGCGAUGGAAUCGUGGGAGGUCCUCGAACUCCUCAACAAAUUGCUGCCCAAAAACGUCUGCAACAAACUCAAGCACAAGUUGACGAAGUUGUUGAUAUUAUGAAAACGAAUGUGGAAAAAGUAUUAGAAAGAGAUCAGAAAUUAUCCGAAUUAGAUGACCGAGCAGAUGCUCUUCAACAAGGUGCCUCUCAGUUCGAACAACAAGCUGGUAAAUUAAAAAGAAAAUUUUGGUUACAGAAUUUAAAAAUGAUGAUCGCAAUGGGAGUAAUUGGAUUCAUAAUUUUAGCUAUUAUUGUUUUAAAAAUUAUGCCAGAAGACACGCAGGGAAAACGACGCUAAGAAUUUCCUUAAUUAUUUUAACGUUAAAGUUUAUUUCAAUUUACUAAUAAUUUAUUUGUGCGUUUAUUUCUUAGAUUUUUUUCCUUCUUAUUGCCGUUGACAUAUCUGACAAAAGUAAUAUACCUACGCAAGAAUUAAAAAAAAAAAAAAAUUCAAAGUACAACAAACGUGUUUUAUUUUUGAUUUUUUUUAUAUUAUACAUAUAAAUGAGAAAAAAUUUGUAGAAUAAUUCAGGCAAAAAAAAUACGUACCUACGUUAUUCCGGCGAUGUUUUCCAAUUACAGCUAUAAGACGAUUGAUUUUCGUCGUAAAAUAAACCUACCUAAAUUUGUGAUCUUCAUAAUAUACCAUCAUUAGGAAAUUAUGCAAUUUUCUACAUAUAUUCGAUACCGUUAUAACACAAUCCUCGUAAUUAGGCUUAGGUAAUUUUUAAAAAUUUCCAUUUGGAGUAAAAUGUAGAUAAGUUUAUUAUUCUUUUCAUUUAUUUAAUUUUUUUCUUUUCCAUUUUUGUUAUAUAUUUCACUAAUCUUAUUGGGAAAGUAUAUAUUGUUGAUUUUCAUUUUUAAAAAAUCAUAUUUCCACAAAGUUAUAUAGCCAAUUUUGUACUUUUUAUUUCAAGGUGUUCUUUUAUUCUCAUUUAAUUUAGUUUAUUUUUUUUUCUGUUUUAUUUUUUUCGUUCAAUCGAUUUACGACUUUUUUUUUUUGGUUCGAUUGAUAAAAUAUUAAAUUUUGAAUGGCUUUGAAUAGCAAUUUAAUACGUUUAAUAUUUUAUCGCAAUUUUUUUGUACGAGUGGAAAAUUAUAUCUUUUUGAACUAUCUAUACCGCGCGCGCGAAGAUGAGUACACGAACGUAUAUAAAGUAUUUUAAAUAAUACUACAUAACUAAGUACAUGAUAAAUACGAAGUAGGAAAUAAAAUCAAAGUAAAAAAAUGCCAAUCUUUAGGAUUGAAAAUGUGGUCUGAUAAUUGCGGAUAAAGAUCGACACAGAGACCACGGAAAUAAUUAUGAAGUUGUAAGACUUAUAUUAUUUUUACAAUUAAAAUAUUGUUACUUUAUAACAUUAAAUGUUAACCGUGUUAUUUUAUUUGUAAAUGUAAUAGUAUUGUUUGCUUUUCUUAUAAUCAUUAUAGAAAUAAAGCUUCGUACUUGUAUAUGUUUGUUAUAAAUUUAACAGCAUUCACGAUAUUACCUAUUUAUAGAUCAUAUUAUAUAUACCAUUAUGUCGAUUGUUUCACAAAAAAAAUUGUUUUUCAUUAAAACGAUUUAUAAAACAGCUUUUAAUCUUUCAGUUUAAUAAAAAUGUAAAUGUUGGA